Messenger RNA from Fusarium mangiferae, 438 nucleotides. RefSeq lists its product as uncharacterized. Gene Ontology annotation, biological process: endoplasmic reticulum to Golgi vesicle-mediated transport. Gene Ontology annotation, cellular component: TRAPP complex. Lineage: Eukaryota; Fungi; Ascomycota; Sordariomycetes; Hypocreales; Nectriaceae. The transcript is spliced from 3 exons. Bases 1 to 438 code for a protein of 145 amino acids. The record is from RefSeq and is a predicted model, not a curated record.
AUGGUUGUCUAUUCAUUCCACAUCUUCGACCGACACACCGAAUGCGUCUACUCCAAGUCCUGGCUUCCGCCAUCAGCGGGCUCCGAAACCGCUGCUCCGACCACAUCCUCUGAUGAUGCAAAGCUCCUAUUCGGCACCGUCUUCUCCCUUCGAAAUAUGGUCCGUAAGCUCGGCGGCGAUGACGAUGCAUUUAUCAGCUACCGUACCUCCCAGUAUAAGCUACACUUUUACGAAACACCCGCCAACUUGAGAUUUGUUAUCCUCACCGAUACAGCGACCCUGAGCAUGCGCAAUGUGCUACACCAAAUUUACAUAAACCUAUGGGUGGAAUAUGUGGUCAAAAACCCUCUGGCGCCUGUGGAACACAAAAAUGGCGAUGGUGUCAAGAACGAGCUCUUCGAGCUGGGCCUUGAUCAGUUCAUCAGGGGCUUGAUGUGA